AGCUCUUCCUGCAAGCUGUUCUUCGCUGACGAUCCUGUGAAGAUCGUCAAGGCCAAAGGGCAGUAUAUGUAUGACGAGAAUGGAAGACAAUACCUUGACUGCAUCAACAACGUUGCUCACGUUGGACAUUGUCACCCUGCUAUAGUAAAAGCAGCCCAUGAACAAAAUCAACUGUUAAACACGAAUUCCCGUUAUCUUCAUGACAACUUGGUUGACUACGCAGAGAGACUUUCAAAAACACUGCCUGGGAAGUUAUGCACCUUCUAUUUUCUAAAUUCUGGAUCUGAAGCCAACGAUCUUGCCUUAAGACUGGCACGACAGUAUACAAAACAUGAGGAUGUUAUAGUUUUAGACCAUGCUUACCAUGGACAUCUGACAUCCUUGAUUGACAUAAGCCCAUAUAAAUUCAGAAAUCUAGAAGGACAGAAGGAAUGGGUCCACGUGGCUCCUGUUCCAGACACAUACAGAGGACUUUACAGAGAAGACCAUGAAGAUUCAGUAACAGCCUAUGCUAAUGAAGUGAAAAAUAUUAUUGAGCAAGCACAUAAGAGAGGCAGAAAGAUUGCUGCAUUUUUUGCUGAGUCUCUGCCAAGUGUGGGUGGUCAGAUCAUUCCACCAGCAGGGUAUUUUCAGAAGGCUGCAGAGCAUGUGCACAAGGCAGGAGGUGUAUUUAUUGCUGAUGAAAUUCAAGUUGGCUUUGGCAGGGUUGGCAAGCACUUUUGGGCAUUCCAGCUGCAGGGAGAAGACUUUGUACCUGAUAUUGUCACUAUGGGGAAACCAAUAGGAAAUGGGCACCCCAUUGCCUGUGUAGCAACAACAAAAGAAAUUGCAGAAGCAUUUGCAGCCACAGGAGUUGAGUAUUUUAAUACAUUUGGAGGAAACCCUGUUUCAUGUGCGAUUGGAUUAGCUGUGUUAGAUGUGAUUGAGAAGGAGCACCUUCAGGCUCAUGCCACAGAAGUAGGAAAUUUCUUGAUGGAGCUACUCAAGGAGCAGAAAAUGAAGCAUCCCAUCAUUGGUGAUGUCAGGGGUUCUGGCUUAUUCAUUGGAGUGGACUUAAUCAAAGAUCAAGCAGAAAGGACCCCAGCCACAGCAGAAGCAGAGUAUCUAAUAACAAGACUUAAGGAAGAAUAUAUUCUACUGAGUACAGAUGGACCAGGAAGAAAUGUACUUAAAUUCAAGCCCCCAAUGUGCUUCAAUAAGGAGGAUGCAAGAUUUGUUGUGGACACAAUUGACAAGCUACUAACAGAUAUGGAAAAAGAACAUCUGAACCAACAGAAAACAUCCGCUUGUGCUACCUGA
This is a messenger RNA of Nestor notabilis (Kea), 1299 nucleotides long. It is a transcript of the gene PHYKPL, whose product is annotated as 5-phosphohydroxy-L-lysine phospho-lyase. The transcript is spliced from 11 exons. Bases 67 to 1299 code for a protein of 410 amino acids. NCBI's taxonomy places the organism in Eukaryota, Metazoa, Chordata, Aves, Psittaciformes, Psittacidae. The record is from RefSeq and is a predicted model, not a curated record. Gene Ontology annotation, cellular component: mitochondrion. Gene Ontology annotation, molecular function: transaminase activity; pyridoxal phosphate binding.